This is a messenger RNA of Truncatella angustata, 1206 nucleotides long. Its product is annotated as fungal-specific transcription factor domain-containing protein. Gene Ontology annotation, biological process: positive regulation of transcription by RNA polymerase II. Gene Ontology annotation, cellular component: nucleus. The transcript has a single exon. Gene Ontology annotation, molecular function: DNA-binding transcription factor activity; transcription cis-regulatory region binding. The annotation marks the transcript as partial. NCBI's taxonomy places the organism in Eukaryota, Fungi, Ascomycota, Sordariomycetes, Amphisphaeriales, Sporocadaceae. The record is from RefSeq and is a predicted model, not a curated record.
CGUCACAUGGACAGAUUGUCCAGCAUGGGCAUUCACCGAAGACUUAUAGAACAUUGGGUCCUUCAUCUGAGCGACGCCCUGUCACCAAUUCCUGGCUCAAUAAAUCCGUUGAAACGCAUCUUCGUCCCCAUUGCUUAUGAGGGUGCUAUGUCUCCGGCGUCGACAUCGACUGGAUCGGUGGCUUUAUUCUACCUCGUGUGCUCGGCUUCCGCUUUCCACAUAUCAGCUCACAUGGAAGAUGAUAUGGAAAAGUCCGAGUUCAUGAAAUUAGCACUUAGUCACCAAAAUGAAGGGCUUCGCCACCUCCAACAUAGUUUGUUGGUAGACGAUCCGAGUCAAACAGAGCCUGUCUUGGCAUCACUACUCAUGUGUCUGACGUAUGAACCAGCUACCGUCGAAAGAAACUUUUGGCUCGUUCACCUACAGGGGGUGUCCCGGUGGCUUCAAAUAACCAAAAUCCAUGAUUGGGCACAUGGCGAGUCUGCUGCCAUUCUCUAUCAAAUGCUUGUCGGCACGGCGGUAUUUUUACGUUCACAACUUCUAUCGGAGAAAAUCUCACAGGAUGAAAACUUCCAUUUUGAUAUCACAGCGUUGUCAGGACCCUAUCAUCUUCUACACAUCUUCGGGCUUCCGAAAAGGUCACUAGAGAUGAUCAAUAAAAUGAUCUCAAUGGUUGUCAGCUUUCGUCACCAGUCCCCCAACGACGGCCGAGGCGUCCCGCUGCUGAGUCCCGACCUGGACCGAGUGGAGAUGGAGCUGUACUUAUCUAUGCCUCCGGAUGUCCACACCCCAAGAGCAACCCCCGAGCAGAACACUAUGAUUCAUCAUUACUCACAGAUAUUCUAUUAUGGUUCAAUCAUCUACUGUAAACGAUGUUUGAGGGGUUUGCCUCUGAAAAAUGUUCAGUCCUUAGUAAAGGAGGCUUUUCAUCACAUCGAGGCCCUGGCAAAGUUCACUGGCCAUCCCUUUUCUCCAGUCUUGUGGCCCAUUGCAAUCGUGUUCUUCGAAACACAAGAUGCCCAUCUACGCACGAGAGCAAUAGCCUGGCUUGAUUUCAUCAUGGAACACUCCACUAUCUCCUUGUGGCAAAAGGCUAAACCCCUUAUUAUUUCCCUAUGGGAACAAAGAAAGGUUAUCGGCCAGGAAGAAAUGCAAUGGGACAUUUUUUUGAGUGACCCAUCCACUCCCAGUAUCAUGCUGGUCUGA